AAUAUUUCACGGAGUCGAUUAGCCAAAAUCAAAUUACCUGUAAACAUCAGGCACAAUAUCGCGCGUAUUGUUGCGAACGAAUAGUAUUGUGACAUUAGAAGUGUAACGGGAAAGAGUCGAGUGACACUUGAUGAUCUGUACGACCGUUAUUAGCCGUCCAGAUCUUGUUGAAGGAAACGGAGAGCGGCCAGAGAGCUACCGUUCGCGAAUUGCGGUUUACCAACCAACACGUUACGGUGCUUGGCGUUAAUCCUCUGCAUCAUUGCACAAUCAAAAAGCAAGAAAUUAUCAAUUACAGAUAACCCAAGAUGACGUGGAUGGAGCAGAAAUUGACGAUAUUCUUUGUCGUAUUUUCAGCAGCAUUCUGCAAUUAUGCAAUUGCUGGAGGUAACGAAGGAGAACCUGGAAGAGUCGUGUGUUACUUCAGUAACUGGGCGAUAUAUCGUCCAGGAAUAGGAAGGUACACGAUAGAUGAUGUGCCAGCGGACUUGUGCACCCAUUUGAUUUACUCUUUCGUCGGUGUGAGCAACGUGACCUGGGAAGUGCUGGUGAUCGAUCCAGACCUGGACAUUGAGCAGGAUGGCUUCAAGAACUUUACGAACCUGAAGAACAAGUUUCCGGGAUUGAAAACUGAGCUAGCUGUCGGCGGGUGGGCCGAAGGUGGACGAAAAUACAGCAACAUGGCUGCCAUACCUGAACGGAGAAGAUCAUUCAUCAGCAGUGUUGUAGAAUUUAUGAACAGAUAUGGCUUCGACGGAUUCGACCUUGACUGGGAAUAUCCCGGGGCCGCCGACCGAGGUGGUAAAUUCUCCGACAAAAAUACGUUCUUCUAUUUUGUCGAGGAGCUGCGACGGGCCUUCGACAGGGAGGGAAAGGGCUGGGAAAUCACCAUGGCAGUACCACUUGCUAAAUUUCGCCUUCAGGAAGGUUAUCACGUUCCCGAGUUAUGCCAACUCGUAGAUGCGAUUCAUGUAAUGGCGUACGAUCUAAGAGGAAAUUGGGCUGGAUUCGCUGACACCCACAGCCCGCUCUAUAAACGUCCCCACGAUCAGUGGGCCUACGAAAAACUGAACGUGAACGACGGCAUGAGGCUGUGGGAGGACAUGGGUUGUCCAGCGGACAAGCUGGUGGUCGGAGUGCCGUUUUACGGACGCAGCUUCACCCUGAGCAACAGUAACAACAACUACAAUUUGGGAACGUAUAUCAACAAGGAGGCCGGUGGAGGAGCGAUGGGCAAUUACACGAGGGCGAAAGGGUUCCUCGCCUAUUACGAGAUUUGCCCGCAUGUACAAGAUCCGAAUUCCGGAUGGACGACCGAGUGGGACGCAGCGGGAAUGGUUCCCUUCGCGUACAAAGGCACCCAGUGGGUCGGAUAUGAGAACGAGAAGAGUAUCCAGAUUAAAAUGGACUUCAUAAAGGAGCGUGGCUACGCCGGUGCAAUGACUUGGGCAAUAGACAUGGACGAUUUUCAUGGUAUUUGCGGGGAUGAAAACGCGCUGGCUCAUAUUCUCCACGACAAUAUGAAGGACUACAUCGUUCCUGCGCCUAAGCGAGAAACGACGCCAAGGCCCGAAUGGGACCGGCCACCAAGCACUCCGGCUUCUCCCGAAGACAACAACCGUCCAUCCAGGCCCAGCACAACGUUCGCGGUCACGUCCACCACCCGAAGGCCGACUCCAGCGUAUAAACCACCCAGUACAACCAGCACGACGAGACAAACCGAGGAAACUACUCGGCCAACGCGACCCUCGUUGACGCCGACGUCCCCGAAACCUGUGAUUAUAAACGAGAUAGACGAUACUUCGAACGAGAUCACAUGCGGAAACGAGGACUUCAUGGCAUCCAAGGACUGCACACUGUAUUAUCGAUGCGUGUAUGGAAAACCUCUGAAAUUCCAGUGUCGUGAGGGGACCGUUUACCAUGCAGAAAGGUCAAUUUGUGACUGGCCGAAGAACGCGGAUCGCCCAGAAUGCCGGAACAUAUGAAUUUUGCAAUUUCUGUUGUAACUGAUUUCUUGGAUUUAGAUAUUUUUUAACAAUGUUCUGCACGUUCACCUUUA
Messenger RNA from Neodiprion virginianus, 2059 nucleotides. Its product is annotated as endochitinase. Gene Ontology annotation, cellular component: extracellular region. NCBI's taxonomy places the organism in Eukaryota, Metazoa, Arthropoda, Insecta, Hymenoptera, Diprionidae. Gene Ontology annotation, molecular function: chitin binding; chitinase activity. Gene Ontology annotation, biological process: carbohydrate metabolic process; chitin catabolic process. The transcript has 10 exons. The record is from RefSeq and is a predicted model, not a curated record. The coding region runs from base 309 to 1985 and encodes 558 amino acids.